UAGCCAUAGCAUAUGCCGGAACUGUCCAGAAAAUGAAGACGAGCUUAACAGAUGAUGUGCAACAUGUAUUGAUGGACAAAUUGUGCAUUAUAGGUAGGGGCUGGAAUUUAGAGGGAAUCUUAGGAAAGGGAGAAACAUCGAAGAAUGUAGCCAUAGGCGCUAAUGGGUUCACUUCAGGGAAUAGGGUUAAAAGUUGUAAGGCAAUUUAUUUGUUUAUUGACUUUUUUCCCAUUUCCCACAACUUGAUAUGAAUAUACAUAUACAGACUUGGAAAAAAAUAUUAGACCACUUUGUUUAUUCAGUUUCUUGUUCAUUUUAAUGCCUGGUACAACUAAAGGUGCAGUCGUUUGAACAAAUAGAACGAUGACCACAAAAAUAGCUCAUAUAAGUAUUUUUUUUGGAAAUAUCAUGUGAUGAUUAUUCAUGUUAGAAUAUAAGUGAUGUAGGCAAAAUCAGGAAAACCAUAGAAAUUCCUAGAUAUCAUCUCUUCAAUGAAACUCUUAUGAGCUAUGUAUGUUAGCAUUAUAACAUCUGUCUAAACAAAUGUACCUUUAGUUGUAUCGGGCAUUAAAGUAAACAAAUAAAGUGAAGAAACAAGGCUGGUGUAAUAAUUUUUCCAUGACUGUGUAUGUUUGGGUUUGUGUGUGUAUGUACAGUACAUACAAUGUGAAGGCUACCCCCUCCGGAGCAGUAGGUGGCGGUAUGCACCUAAAACGUUGGCUGCGACCCGCCAUAAACAGGAAGAAGGGGAGAAAAAAAUGAAGUUGCGUUUAAAUGGAAUAGUUGGCUUCACCAGCAACAAACACGUUUUGGAUUAUAACACAGAAAGGAAAAUAAUCACGAAAUAUUUCGAAGAAAGUGGACUAUGGUCGAGAAUGUAGUGGUGUGGAAGUAUCGCCGGGACUGGUAAUGCAUUACAAAGGCUGCUAACUGCCGUUAGAACACAAGACGCACCACAUAGGACCACCACGUUUGUAUGUCCCAGUUCAUGUCCCAGGACCUGUGAUUAUCACCCAAAUUGUACAAACAGCAUGUCCCAGGUGCCAAAUAAUCUCGGUUGGAUUCAACCGGACAUCCUUGCUGACGCCAUUUCAGCGGAGUCGUGCCACAUUGUUCUGGAAAAGUCCCCUCCUGACUAUGUGAAGAAAAUAUCAGAGUAUCUGGAUUGCAGCCACAAUCCAGUUUCUGAUGAUGGUCCUACUGAACGAGACAGUGAUUCCGGAGACAGCCUGUUUUUAACGCAGAAGCCAGUGCCCAAGCCUGUGAGGACCAUCAGGCGCCCAAAAUCAUCACAGCACGUAUUUUGCACCGAGCUAGAAGACAGCGGGGGCGACUCUUCCUCCUCUCACGGUGAUGAUGCCCAAAAGACCAGCAAGAAGAAAAAGAAGUUUAAGUCAGAGCUGCCAAAAUACAACUUUCCUUUUCUCCAAGAGAGAAAAAGGAAGUCCACCCUAAAGAAUAUCAAACUUAAUAAUUAUGUCACGGGGGGCUUCUUUAAAUGUGUACAACUCUGGCAGGAUGCAAGUAAUUCCCACGCAGCAUUACCAACAGUUGACCAAGAUGGAGAAGACAUAUUGCCACUCACAGAAGAUGAGGAAGAUGAGAAAUUUGGAGACGAGGACAUCAAAGUGGUGGAAAGGAAGUGUUUUCUGGUCAAAUCCAAAACUCAGUCCCCGCUACUUUGGUACACACCAAGGCCGUGUACCCAGAAGGGGAAACAUCAGCAAGAGAACGGAGCUGCUUUUAAACGAAGCCAGAGCAGUGAGAAAAUGUCAGCCGGGCUGUCUUUGACUAAAGAGGAAACCAGCGCUGGGGCUUCCUCUACCGGGAAUAAUGAACUCAAGCAAACCCAAACAGCCAAGGAAAGUGGAUGUCUAAGCAGAAUAAGUAAGAGGAUUCUUUUCCCAGACAAAUCCGAACUUUGUGAUGCCACAAACUUUGCUGGAAAUGAGCCAGUCCGUCAAGAGGAAAGCCAAGUGGACACUUUGUCUAAUGAGCAAGCGUUACGGGAGAGACAACAUCCUCUCAGUGAAAUGAAUGAUGUAAACAACGCAGGGGAUGAAGAAGAAGGAGCUGAUUUACUGUCCAGACAGGGAGACGGUGGGCAUGUAAAUACAUCUGCCCUGCCAGCCCGUCAUAAAGCAGCGCUUCAUGAAAACAACGAGAUGGAGAAGCUGUCAGAAGAUGCUGGUGACUUCACCUCAAUAAAACAAAAGAGAAAGAAGAGAAGGAAGAAGAUUCAGGAAGAACAAGACGCAAACUCGCAUGACCUCAGCUUGAAAGACGCUUCGGUGUUGGCUGUCGCGGUGGAGAGCGGGGAACACAAAAGCAAGAAACGGAAAAAAAGCAAAAGAGAAGCGGAGGAGAAGGAUGGCGUUGAAGACUUCUCUUCCUGCACGGCCAGCGAAACUCAGAGCAGCGAGAGGCCGAGAAAAAAGAAGAAAAAGCAAUCGCAUGAAACGUCAGCGGAGAGUUUAGACGUGACCGCGGCGUCUGCCAAGAGAAAAAAGAAAAAGCGCCGCCGUGAUUCAACUCAAGAAGAUGAUACAAGUGAGAAACCCUGCAGCGAUGACGCACCUUUCAUUGGAGGUGUGAAAAAAAAGAAGAAGAAGAAGAAGAAGGAAGUCUCUCCCUGUGCAUCUGAUGAGGCAUGUCUCCUUAACUCUCCAGACCAGACUCAAAAUGUUGCUGACAAAACACACGAGAUGACCCAACACAAAGAUGCUGAACCACUAACCAAGAAAAAGAAGAAGAAGAAGAAGAAAAAAUCGAGUAGACAUAUCUCAGAAGAAUGUGACUGAAGGUGAUGACCCCUUCCCUCCUUCCUUUCCUCUUUCCUUGGUGCUGAUGCCAAGGAAACCAGUGAUUUCAAAGCAGACUCUCUCCAUAGCAUAAUGGAGAAGAAAGGUCAGCUGACCACCAGGAUGCAGAUGGUGGUGAUGUGCGAUACCACUGAUUUACGGGCUGGUAUCCAUGAUACCGAUACUUAAUGUAGUUAUUCAUUUCAUGUCAUUAAUUACUGUAUUACAUUAAUGCAACUAUUAAUUACUUUCAAUAAUUCAAGUAAAUUAUUAAGUAAUGGAUUGAUUUAUUUUAAACCCUGAAGCAUAUUUAGGGUGCGGAGUAAUUUAAAUAUAGCCAAGCUAAUACACAACAGAAAAAAACAGGACAAAUGAUAUAUUGUAAAAUUCUUAAUUAUUAUUAAGAAGUACUAUAAUAAUAGACACAUGGCUCUGUUGACAAUCAGCCAUCGUUGCAACAAACAUUACCUCAGAUGACUGGAGCAUCGAUAUUUUGAUAUGAGAAUCAAUGUUAGAGCAUUAAGGGCCGGCAUCGGACGUAUCUAUUUCAGUAUCGAUCUGCACAUCGCUAGUUGAGGGGAAGCAUGGUGUCUUGAGUGCUUUGCCUGAAAGCGUUGCCGCUUGUUUGGAACGCUGGCAGCCUGACGAGGCCGUGCUGAGAAUGAAAAUGAAGACCAAUCAUGAGCAUCCACGAGGAAAGCCAAGCUGUUUGACAGAUCACAUCAUCCCGGAAUGAAAAUCCCAAUGCUGAAAGCUCUCAUGGUGGCCGCGCGUCUUAUCGGGGAAAAACCAAGCGGGCCCGAAGAGCAGACGCAGCCGUUAAGUGAUUGAACACAUGAGGCGAAGCAAAGAAAAAAACAGUACAUUAUGGACACCGCACUUAACGGUGAGAUGAGGUCAGCUGAGGCUGAUAAACACACAUUUGUAACCUUUCAGUCAGGGCCAGCAAAGCCUUCUCUGCUGGCCUAAACAAGAUCAGAAGCACUGACGCACAUUCCCAACUCCAAUUUUAGGAGUUCCAUUAUUUCAGCUUCUGCCAUGUCAAAUCUAAUCCCAGGCCCAGGGCCUUCAGAGUGGGUAUUGCUGGCCCGUGUCACUUGAACAAUACUGGCAAUGAGACUGUUUCUUUUGCUGGUUGGAUUUGCACCCAGUAAUUCCAACAGGGAUAGGCUCCAGCACCCCUUCCGACCCUCGUGAGGAUAAGCGGUAGAAAAUGAAUGAUAAGAGGAGUAGUUGACUUGGUGUCAGACGUUCUUAAAAAUCCAUUUUAAAGGCAGACUUUUCCAGACAAAAAUCCUUAGGGAGAGGUCGGCCAACCCCGAAGCUAGCUGGCUAGCUGGUCUCAGCCCGCGAAAGACUUUGAUUGCCACUUUCAGAAUCAGUGCCUUUGAGAAGACUCUCAUGAAUGUUGAUGUUUUUGUCAUGUGAUGAUGUGUUUUUUGGGGGUUUUGGGACCCCCACAGGGUGAGUGUGGAUUGCAGAAUGAAUGAACAUGCUAAUAUGCAUUUGUGUAUUUCUUUUUUGUGCUUUAAAUACAGGGGGAAUGACUUUGUAUCACAAGUCAGUUCACUCAGCAUUUUCCAGCAGGAAGAUAGUGAUAACGGCACAUUCUGUAAGUGCAAUACUGUAUACUACAUUCCUGUUAUUUCUUCUUAGUGUGUAAAACUCAAUUUAAAAUAUGUUUAAUAACUGUGAGAGGCAUAUUUUUUUUAGGUUAAAGUUUUUAAAAAAAUAGGCAUUUAAGGGUGUUAUGGGUGCG
This is a messenger RNA of Doryrhamphus excisus (bluestripe pipefish), 4560 nucleotides long. RefSeq lists its product as uncharacterized. Lineage: Eukaryota; Metazoa; Chordata; Actinopteri; Syngnathiformes; Syngnathidae. The record is from RefSeq and is a predicted model, not a curated record.